This is a messenger RNA of Lagopus muta (rock ptarmigan), 9520 nucleotides long. RefSeq names its product MCC regulator of WNT signaling pathway (gene MCC). Gene Ontology annotation, biological process: negative regulation of canonical Wnt signaling pathway. The record is from RefSeq and is a predicted model, not a curated record. The coding region runs from base 3212 to 6241 and encodes 1009 amino acids. Gene Ontology annotation, cellular component: cytoplasm. The transcript has 18 exons. Gene Ontology annotation, molecular function: calcium ion binding. NCBI's taxonomy places the organism in Eukaryota, Metazoa, Chordata, Aves, Galliformes, Phasianidae.
AGGCACAAGCUGCCCAGAGGGGCUGUGGGUGCCCCAUCCCUGGAGGUGUUCAAGGCCCAGUUGGAUGGGGCUCUGGGCAGCCUGGUCUUGUAUUAAAAGUGGAGGUUGGUGUCCCUGCGUGCAGCAGAGGGGUUGAAGCUUGAUGAUCUUUGAGGUCCCUUCCAACCUAAUCCAUUCUAUGAUUCUGUGACCUCAAAGAUCCUCAAGUUUAAACUCUUCCAGGGCCCGUCCAGCCUAGCCUUGAAUAUGUCCAAGGAUGGGAUGCCCACCUCCCUAGGCCAAUGUCUUACCCCACCUUACCACUCUCUCAGUGAAAAAUUUCCCCAGCACCUAAUCUAAAUCUCCCGGCAUAGUUUGAAACUGUUUUCCCUUGUCCUGUCCCUGUAAGGGACGAUGAUGAAUGGAUUUGUGUAAUGUUUGCAUGCUGGUCAAUGUGACAGAAUUGUCAGAUUGUGUCAGCUGAAGGUCUGCACACAUAAGGGAGCUACCCCAGGUUCUUCAGGUGCCUACUCUGGUAGGACGCUGAAUUGCAGAUGAAGGAAGUGAGGCAACUGUCUGAUGAUACCGGUAAUCGAGAGACUACUUUGCCUCUGAAGAGAGUGGUGCUGGCUUUCCUUCCUCUGUCAUAAACUGCUACAUGGAACUAAGUCAACAAAAGCUAUUCUUGUUAUCAUGAUCAGUUUUAUGCUGUGUUAACUGCCUUAGUAGAGGAACAUGGAAGGAGUGGGAUUAUCUCUUUUGACAGCAGAAAGCUAAAAAGCUGAUUCCACAGUUCUCACUUCUUUGUGUGGGGAAGCAGAAACAGAGCAAAGGAAGCUGGAGACAGGCUACUUUGGGGAGCCAGAUUAAUGGACAAGAAAGACGAGUAGAAAAACUGAAUUUCAGAGCGUAGAGCUACUUCUCAACCGGUAGGAAGCUGAUUUGCGGGGCAGAAAACAUCUGUGAAUUGCAGGAAAUCUCUAGCUUGCAGAAAAAAGUGAGGUCCUUCACAGAAGUAUUUGUUUGACCUAUGUCUAAAGUGAAGACUGAUGAAGAAAUUAAGACAAAAAGUAUAUAUUUUUCUUGAGGCAACUGCAGGUUGCAUAAGCAAAGAUAAAAUGUGUCCUUGUAAAAUUACCACAAAACCUUUUCCGUAGCUGAAAAUGUAAAGUCCGAAUAAUUCAAGUUUGUUUCAAGUCAAGACCCAUAAUGACCAUCAACUCCAGCUCCUGGCUCCACAGAGGACCAUUCAAAAUUCAAGCCCUAUUUCUGAGAGCAUUGUCCAAACAGUCCUUGAACUCCAUCCAUGUGCAGCACAGUAUCUUAUCUGGUCUAAGAGUACAUAUAACUUGAAAUGCUUAAAAGGUGCUUUGUAAAUGGCUUUUAUUAAAUUUGUUGCUAUAAGUGAAGUGAAGCCUAAAACAGUUGAUGUCAAUGCCACCACAUCACUACUGUUGUUAAAUCUGGGGGUUGAUGUCAGAUUUAACUGCUGGCAUCUGAAUUCAGGCUAGCUCUGGUUUGAAUUUUUAAUAUAGACAUAGCAUAGCUGUAUCCCCUGUGAAAAUUGGAAUGCUUUGUCAUCUUUAGUUUUCUUUGCAGCAUCCUUAUGAGAUUGGUCUGUAUUGUUAUCCUAACUUCUAAAAUAAAGGAACAGAGCCGUGAUAGGUUUUAUUUACUUAUUUGUUCAUUGUCCAGGUUAAAUGCCAAACACAAAACUCCAACCAAAAUUUUAAAUACAAAUAUCAGUUAUGGUUGAUGCGUGUAAUUUAAUUUUCUUAUAAUAAUUUCUUGUCCUAUCUGGCAGUCUAUGCUAAAAUGCAUGCUCAUAGCAUUUGUUGUUGUGUUGUUAUUGCAGUUCAUUUUCAUUAUAAAAAUCUCUGCCAAAAAAUCUGCUGGAGAAGCUCUUACUAUGCUCUACCCAGCAGAUAGCUUUAUCUGUAGAACAGGUAGGUAUUGACAUGACAGGCAAUUGCAGGAAAGAAAUAGCAAAGGGUGAGACUGCCAAAGUAGUGAUAAUUCUUUUAAUUUUCCUUUGAAAAUGGAGAGAAUGUUGCACCAAGUUUUUGAUAGUGUAGGGCAGCUGUUGAUUGAGAUCUGGAUUAUCACUCACGUUUUAUUUUGAGUGCGACUGUUAUUUGACAUAUAUGUAUCUCUUCCUUCAGUUGCUGGAGAAGUUGUAACAAGGAACGCUUAGGAAGAUUAUUCAGUCUUGAUUUACAGUUGCUGAGUUCUGAAUGGCAGUGGCUUUUAUUCUUUUUUUCUUUUUUUUUAGCAGUUUACAUUUUGAAAAAGGCAAGUAUGACGGUCUCUUCAGAAAGGGCCUCCAUUUUCUGAAGUCAUUGCUAGAGAAUGUCAGAUGUUUGUCCAAUAAGUUCACUUUAUUCACUGUUAGUCGUCCACUUCUGAUUCAUAUUGUGGCUUUUACCACAAUUACUGAGAAUUCUUUCAGCAAACUUAUUCUUAAUGUAAUUUUAAUAAUGGUGAGCAAACAGAACGUCUUCUGCUGAGGAUGUUUAGCUUCAAAUUAAGUCUAAGGUAUGUCCUUGAGAUUCUUUCGUUCUUCACACAAAAUAGAAAAUAACAUUGACCUUAGUGUUGCUGGCUGGUUUGUUCUUUAGCAGUAUGCUUACGUGUAUUUAUAUGUAUUUAUCCAAAGAACACAUUAUAUACAUUUGUUAAGUAUAUCACACGCUUUCAGUAACUACCUUGUUGACUUGGUUGCAGUUGUCUUUUAGCUGCUUGCACUCAGCAUCAGAGUAUUUUAUGUAAUACUGCCCUCCUCUCUGCUUUGAGUUUCACUGAACAGUUAGACCAAGCAAUCUUCUUGAGAGGAUUUUGCAGUCAUGAUAUUUGGAGACAGGCUUGAAAACAUUUAUUCCAAAUGCUCCUUUCUGAUGUUUUCUUUGGCCAUAAAUACCUUUUUCCUCUUUAACUUACUGCUGUUCAGCAGCAAAAGAGAUUUCUCUCUACCACAAAUAAAAUGGAAGUCAAAGCUGCUAUUGAUCCAGAUGAAAUGUAAUGAUUUAAUUUCUUAGUACGUCACCUUACUCUGAAGAUCAACAGCAUGAUUCAGCUCUCAUUUAUGUCUCUGAUAGUUGAGGUGUUGAAAAUAGCAUGAAAUUAAUCCUUAAGAAGAAAUCUUUUGCGUUUCCAUGAUCUUUCUGUGUUCCAAUUUCUUUCCAACUUCAGGUCAUAGAUUGAUAGAAAACAGUAGUUGGCUUAUUGGGUUUAAAUGUCUGUACAUUUGUGCAUUUCAAAAUUAAACAGUAUUCCUUCCAAACUAAACUGUUCUUGUUUUUUCUUCUCCAUUCCCAUUUUUCCAAUCUUUCUUGCACUUUUCUCCCUCCCUUACCCCAAUUUUCCCUCUAAAAAUAUUCUUAGGAAUGACUUGCUGAUGGUGUGCCGCCAGCUGAAUAUGGAGGAGUCUGUCGCUGAGAUCAUGCACCAGCUGGGAGCAGAUGAAAAUGGAAAAAUUUCCUUCCAGGAUUUUAGUCAGUGUCGCAUGCAACUGGUGCGAGAAAUCAGGAAGGAGGAAGUGGAGCUUUCUGUGAAAUCAGAUGACUCUUGUAAAAAGAAAAAGUUAAGAGAUAGAAUAGCUUCCUGGCCAACUAGCAGCAAUAACAGUUUAGGUGCCUUAUCAGGAGCCAGAGAAAGCUGGGAGUAUGAUUCAGGAGCAAGAGAUCUUCAGAGUCCAGACCUUCAGAGUCAUUUUACCCUACAGAAGAUAUUGGAGAAUGGUGGAAGCAAUGUGGCUAAACAAGCUGCUCUGCAGAAGCUUCUAUCUCAGGCCUCGAAUUAUAGCAGCUCUGUUGGAGGAAACUACUUGGAACUUGCCAAUACUCUUCAUUUAGCAGCCCUGGCAUCAUUAAAGGGAGACAUUGUGGAGCUUAAUAAACGUCUGCAACAAACAGAAAGAGAACGUGACCUGUUGGAGAAGAAACUGGCAAAAGCACAGUGUGAACAAUCCCACCUAAUGAGAGAGCACGAAGAUGUGCAGGAGCAAACAACGCUACGCUAUGAGGAGCGAAUCACAGAGCUGCACAGUAUCAUUGCUGAAUUAAAUAAGAAGAUUGAUCGAUUACAGGGAACAACAAUAAGGGAAGAAGAUGAGUAUUCAGAGCUGCGGUCAGAGCUCAGCCAAAGCCAGCAUGAGGUUAAUGAAGACUCACGCAGCAUGGACCAGAAUUCUGUUUCGGUACCUGAGAAUCAGUCCACCAUGGUCACUGCAGACAUGGAUAACUGUAGUGACUUGAAUUCAGAACUACAGAGAGUGCUGACUGGUCUGGAGAAUGUUGUCUGUGGAAGGAAGAAGAGCAGUUGCAGUUUAUCAGUGGCAGAAGUGGACAGACAUAUUGAACAGCUCACGACUGCCAGUGAACAUUGUGAUUUAGCCAUUAAGACAGUAGAAGAGAUUGAGGGUGUCCUAGGACGUGACCUUUAUCCAAAUCUGUCUGAAGAGAGAUCUCGAUGGGAAAAGGAACUUGCUGGCUUGCGGGAAGAAAAUGAGAGCCUCACUGCCAUGCUCUGUAGCAAAGAGGAGGAGCUGAAUAGGACCAAGGCCACUAUGAAUGCUGUUCGUGAAGAAAGGGACAGACUGCGUAGAAGGGUUCGGGAACUGCAAACUCGUUUGCAAAGUGUGCAGGCAACAGGCCCAUCCAGCCCGAGUCGUCUCACUUCUGCAAAUCGACCCAUUAACCCCAGCACAGGAGAGCUGAGCACAAGCAGUAGUAGCAAUGACAUUCCCAUUGCCAAGAUUGCUGAAAGAGUAAAGUUGUCGAAGACGAGAUCAGAGUCUUCAUCAUCUGACAGACCUGUCUUAGGAUCAGAAAUCAGCAGCAUAGGGGUGUCUAGUACUGUGGCUGAACAUUUGGCACAUUCCCUUCAAGACUGCUCAAACAUCCAGGAAAUCUUCCAGACUCUUUAUUCACAUGGAUCUGCUAUCUCUGAAAGUAAAAUCCGAGAGUUUGAAGUGGAGACAGAGAGAUUAAAUAGCCGUAUUGAGCACCUGAAAUCCCAAAAUGACUUGUUGACUAUAACACUGGAAGAGUGCAAGAGCAAUGCUGAGAGGAUGAGCAUGCUUGUUGGGAAGUAUGAGUCCAACGCCACAGCCCUCCGGCUUGCAUUGCAGUACAGUGAACAGUGCAUAGAAGCAUAUGAGCUGCUGUUGGCAUUGGCAGAAAGUGAGCAAAGUCUCAUUCUUGAGCAGUUCAGAGCUGCAGGAGUUGGUUCUGUUGGUGACCAGACAGGUGAUGAAAACAUCACCCAAAUGCUUAAGAGAGCUCAUGACUGCAGGAAGACAGCUGAGAACGCAGCAAAAGCCUUGCUGAUGAAACUGGAUGGGAGUUGCGGGGGAGCCUAUGCAGUCACUGGCUGUAGUGUGCAGCCUUGGGAAAGCCUCUCAUCCAACAGCCACACGAGUACUACAAGCUCAACUGCAAGCAGCUGUGAUACGGAGUUUACAAAGGAGGAUGAGCAGCGACUGAAGGAUUACAUCCAGCAGUUGAAAAAUGACAGAGCAGCAGUGAAACUAACGAUGCUGGAGCUGGAGAGUAUUCACAUUGAUCCCCUUAGUUAUGAUGUUAAACCUCGUGGAGACAGCCAGAGGUUAGACCUAGAAAAUGCGGUCUUGAUGCAGGAACUUAUGGCUAUGAAGGAGGAGAUGGCAGAGCUCAAGGCACAACUUUACCUACUGGAAAAAGAGAAGAAAGCAUUGGAAUUGAAGCUUAGCACUCGAGAGGCCCAGGAACAGGCUUACCUUGUCCAUAUUGAACACUUGAAGUCCGAAGUGGAAGAGCAAAAAGAGCAAAGAAUGAGAUCUCUCAGCUCAACCAGCAGUGGAAGCAAAGAUAAACUGGGAAAGGAAUGCAGUGAUGGCACCGCAACACCGUUAACACUGGCAGAGCUGAGACCAUACAAUGAAAGUGAACUGACAGCUGAACUUACAAAUGCACUCAGAAGAGAGAAGAAACUGAAAGCUAGAGUGCAGGAACUGGUGAGUGCUUUGGAGAGGCUCACAAAAAGCAGUGAAAUCAGACACCAGCAAUCUGCAGAAUUUGUUAAUGACCUGAAAAGGGCAAACAGCAACUUGGUAGCAGCAUAUGAAAAAGCAAAGAAAAAGCAUCAAAACAAGCUGAAGAAACUGGAAUCGCAAAUGAUGGCCAUGGUGGAGAGACAUGAAACACAAGUCAGGAUGCUCAAACAAAGAAUAGCUUUGCUAGAAGAAGAGAACUCUAGACCACACACAAAUGAAACUUCACUUUAAAUGCAUCUCUUUCAAAGAUCUUAGUGCCAUCACAGAUUUCUUUAUUUUAGAGGCUGGCUUUUAGGUUGCUUCAGCGCUGAGAUCUGACCUAUCAACACAGGCACAGUUCAGCACCAUCUUUCAGAUCUCAGCUGUCCAGCCAGGAGUUAUGGGGAUAAUCUAAGCAUUAACUAAGUACUGUUUGAUAAUGUAAAAUGGCAGUGCCUGAAUUAUCAUGCUAUAAUUAUGUUCAUUGUCUGUGUCGUUAUGUCUUUACUCAUACAGGUUCUCCUCCAUUUUAUGUCCUAUGGAUGAUAGUAGGACAUAGGAAAAUAGUUACUGUUGAUAGGUUUUAAAUUUGGGCAGGUAAUCUGAGUUUUUCUGAUUCCCAAGUCCCUCUGCACAUGGCUGUACUCACGACACAUUCAGAUGGUUAAGCUGUCUGAACAGAAGGCUGAAGUUCAGGAAGCUCAUAGGCUUGUUUGCUUUGUGCUUCACAGUAGCAUGACUGUUAACUAACAGUGACAUUAAAGUAGGAAAGAUGCUUUUGAUUUGGGGAGGGGAUGGAACAGUUUUCAAAACAAGUUGCAUCUCUUCAGAAGACGGUUUAUUUCAUAUGAGUCUGUAAGGGGACUAAAGGCUGUAAGUUUUUCCGUGCCAGAUAAAUAGUCAGUGCCAAGGUUGGUUCAGAGAUUGCAAGCCAUCAUCUGCUAUUUAUUUACAUUGCACAGUGUUUGUUUGCAAGUAAUUUGUGAAAGUUGAGUUUUCUUGUCAGUACUUGAUAGCCAAAAUUUUCCAUAAGAGGGUAGGCAGCCUUUGUCACUUACAGAGAUUUCAGUACAUCUUUCUUUUGUCAUGCGGUAGAAUGACAUCUUUUAAUACUUUUAACCAAAAAAGGUACUCAGUAGAAAUGUACCUGUUUCAUAUGGAAUGCAUACAUGCAAAACUAUAAAUGAGUAGGUGUAUGGAAGUACAGCCACAAACAGAAUGUGAAUGAGGUCUUCAUAGAGCUUUGUAGGUUAACUUUUGUUAAUUUUACUGUUCUUUUGUUUAAGCCACAUCAUGUUAGUGCAUUAUCAUGUGACUUAGUUGAGAGAUGUUGGCCUAUUGUAUUAAGUGGAGCAUGGGGAUUGGGCUGAUUUCUUGACAGAGCAAAGAUGGGAGACUGCCCGAGUUCCCAUUUUAAAUGGAGUUUGUUUUUUCUUGAGUGAGUACAGAAGACAGUUUCCUUGUUUACAUUUGUUUUUAGUUUGGCUAAACAUUAACAUUGUAAGCCUGUUGCUGUUACUCUUGUACGUUGCAUUUUUCAAGCUCAGUUCUCUCCAGUAACUCAGAAUUCAGGAGUUGUCCAUCAUUGUUUUUAUGUGCUGAAUUGCACCUCAAGUUCUACUACAUGUAGAAUUACAAAAACUUCUCUUAUUCAGUCCUACAAUUUCUAGUUCAAGCAAAGUAUUCUUAGAGGAUUGGUUUUAUCUACUAGUGGCUUAGGCUUACAGGCAUGAGAAUUUCUUUUCAGAAUACAACGUUGUUAGGUGUUGUUUUCAACUUAAUCUGGAGCAGUUUGUGAUCAUUACACCUCUGAUUUCAUUACUGGCAUCUGUUUUACUUACUGACAAACAUACCUGGCAAACUCCUAAAGCAUGCUGGAGGUAAUUUCUGUUCUACUGUGGCUGCCAUUUUCUUCCUUCCUUAGGGUAGUAAUGAUUAGUUAUACUUCACCAGAGUGUGAUAGAUGAGCAACAAAGCCAGCACGCUCAGUGGUUGAUUGCAGCAGCACAUUAAAACAGUGCUAAUUUCAAAACUGAGUUGUAGGUAGUGAUGCCCUGGGCUUGGGUUAGAUCAGUCCAUUCUGUCAAGCUAAUUGUACUUCUUAACUUACUUAUAAUGCAAAUGGAUAUUUUUGAAACCAGACUAUUGAGGGAAUAGAUAGUGUUGCUCUGGUUUUGCUAAAUGUCCUGGUUAUCCUUGGUCAACAAGUUUCUUGUCAACAGCACUUUUUGUUUUUGCCAUGUGGCUGACCACACUUGUGUCUGAAGUAUACACCUGAUCAUUUUCUAUGCCGUUUACAGUUUUGUCUUCUUGGAUCUAGAACACCCAUCUAGUGUGAGGUCAUCUCAAAUUGUCAGAGUGAAAUAAACCUUUCACUUUAAGAUAGUUAGACAGUACUCUUACAUGGGCUUUCCUUAUGCCCUGUUGUUCUGUUCCUUGGUAGCUGAAGAAGCCAUUAAGUUCAUGUAAUGCAAUAAAGCUUAAAGCAUUUGAACCUGUCUUUAUAGGCAAGAUGUACAUUAGGAAGCAUAGAAAAUUGCGGUGUUCUUUGCAGCCUAAGGCCUAAUGAUUUGCUGGUUCUGCACAAGCUGAAUGAUGUUUUACUACCUUUGCUGUGCACCUUCCCUACCAAGAGCACUCUAAAAGUGUCCCACAGUGAAUUAUAAAUCAUUAACUGUAUAUAAGCCACAUUCCUUUUCUUCCCAUAGGACGUAAGUAGGACAGCAAGACUGGUAUCAGACAGCCCCAGCAGCAGCUGUAAUUUGCCAAAACAAAAGUUACUUUGCCUAAACCAUCAGCUACUGCUUGUCAGCAUUCUACAGUAGGGCAGCAGGGUCACAGUGAAGGGCUUACUGCUGUUGUGGAAACUGUUAUCUCUGAUUAAAAUGGCUCCAAUCCUGUGACUGAGUACCGAGAAGCAAGUUGCAAGUUGCCUUUAAGUGAACUGGUAGCACAGCAGUGUAUGGACAAGUACUUCAUCACUGACACAAAUCAACUUGAGUGACCCAACACUUAAUUCACCUAACACUUGUGGAGUUAAUACAUUAGCAAAGCAAGAAAAAUAGUUUAUCUUGGCAAGAACCACAAAUGUUUUUCACUCAUUAAUCUUAGGGUGUCUUAUUUCUUAAUUGCUGGAGUGCAUGAAACCUUUUAUUUCUUUGUGUUCAGAAAAAAGUACUUUUUUUUCUAACUAAGCAUAUAAAUCUUCACCAGCUUGAAUGUACUGUUAGCUAUAGCACAUGUCUAAAAUUGCAUUAAUUAUGUCAGUAUUGUUCUGCUGUUUUUAUUAGAAGUUUCUCAUUUAAAACCUCAUUUAAUACUGUACCAUACAUUGUAAUUUUAGAAUCUUUUCACCUUGCUGAAAUAGCUUUAAAUGUGUUGCUGGUUUUUAGUCUCUUAGCUGCUGUAAAAUAGCUAUUUUGUGUUUAUUUGAUAUAGAAUUGUAAAAACUGCAUUUAUUUAUACAGAGACAUUUAUAAUACUUAUUUUACAAAUGUUCUUAUAUUCUGAAUAAAUUUCUAAAGCUGCUUC